AUCGCGAGUGGCUGGCGAUUGUGACCGCGUUGACGUCGCUGCCCUCUGGGCCGUUUUCGCACGUGUUCAUCAACUGCUUUAUUCAGUACUGGCUACCGGUUCCCCCGGUGUCAGAGAAUUUGAUACAGUGUCUGGUGUCCCACAUCAACGAGCGCAUGGAGGCUGUCGAGUGUGACCAUGGACCCAUGAAUGCCUGCAUACUUCUGCAUGCCUUGGCUUACAAGUACAGCGGCGUUGUGAGCGAGGGUCUGCUCAGCCCCGAAAUCCUGGGUGGUCUGCUCCGUAUCCUGCGUGACCCCACCAACCGCUUGCUACAGAUGCUGGCGUUGCAGGCACUCGAGGCCUUUGCCAAGUGCAAUGUGAACAAAGUCAAGAUACUGGAUGCAGGUAUAUGCACACCGUUCACGCAUUAG
Molecule: messenger RNA, 413 nt
Organism: Sphaeroforma arctica JP610
Lineage: Eukaryota; Ichthyosporea; Ichthyophonida
Exons: 3
Source: RefSeq, a predicted model, not a curated record